UUCCUCUGUUGCACGGAUAACCCUCAACGCCACUCCAUUUUUAGGGAGGACCUGGCAUCUUAAGUUCAAAAUCGACGUAUUCGAUUCCUCGAAUUAUCUAUUCUAAGAGAAGAAACGCAUCUCCAACAGCUCAAGAUGGCUCCGUCGCAAGUGAACAUCCUCCUCUCGUCCUUCCCAGGCCUUUCUCUCCCAUCUACAAUCUCCUUCUCCCUCCCAUCGACGUCGACUCUCUCAGACCUUACAGAAAAAGUCUCGACAUAUAUCCCAUCUUCGGUUCCUUUCCAGUCCCUAACUCUCACAACCACAAGCAACAAACAACUUCUUCCCUCUCCACGUCUAGUCUCCGACCUUAUCUCCUACAAUGACGAAACCACCGCGCCAUCCAACCUCCUCCCCCUCCGCCUCAGCGUUCCCAUCCGCGGAGGAAAAGGUGGUUUUGGUUCGCAGCUGCGCGCCGCUGGUGGUCGCAUGUCUAGCAAGCGCAAGCGCAACCAGGGCGAUGAUAAUGGAUCCAGCCGAAACCUUGAUGGGCGGCGGCUCCGUACCGUUAACGAAGCAAAGGCACUCGCGGAGUACCUAGCCGUGAAGCCUGAAAUGGACCGGAAGGAGAAAGAAGAGCGCCGACGAAGGUGGCAGGCUGUCGUGGAGGCAGCCGAGAAGCGCCAGGAGGAGCUGAAGAAUGGCGAUGGAAAGCAAAAGGUUGAUGGUCAGUGGAUGGAGGAUAGAGAUGAGAUGAAUGAGAAGGCAAGGGAGGCUGUUUUGGCGGCUAUGAAGGAAGGCACUUGGACGGAUAAUCUCCGGGAUGUCCUUCUGGGCGGGUCUAGUACAAGUGCGAGUGAGGGAAGUGGUCAGGAGGGAUCAUCUAGCUCGGAGGAAAGUGAGGAGGAGGAGGGAGAUGAGAUGCAGGAUGCGCCUGCACAGCCUGGGUCAUCACAGCCCUCUGCUGCGCCUAGGAGGUAUAUUGGGUUUGAUGAGGAUGAUGAAUUCAUGAGUGACUCUGAGGAGGAGGAGGAGGAGCCCGAAGAUCGCGUGGUUCCACGGGUUCCCAGGUUAAUGCGACCUACAUUACACAUUCAACAGCGCCAACCGCGCUUCCUCCUGGAACGGUCAACCCGGCUUCUUUUUUCACGGCCGGAGGUAGUUUCCAGCCAAAGCCUCACCACCCAACUGCCGACAACGCAAUUACGCAGCCUAUCCUUGAGCACAACUUGUCGCGCUAAAUCCUCGGAGCUUGUUGAUUCUGUACUUCCUGUCUGCUGUCCGGGAUGUGGUGCGUAUGCGCAGACCGUCGAGGCCAACGAGCCAGGGUACUAUAGCAAAACUCGAAAGCAAACACGAAGGCUUUUAUCUGAGUUACAGGAGAGGGAGGCAGAUGAGUCUAUAAGGGAGAAAGCAGUAGCAACGAUACAGGAUGUCAUUACAGAGGCGGACACUAUUCCCAAGCCGCGUCACAACGCCUUGCUAGAAAAUGCGACAGGCACCCUCAGCCAAUACCUCGAGAAGUCGCAAUCUCCAGUUCAGGUAUGUGACAGGUGCCACGACCUGUUACAUCACAACAAAGCGGUUUCCGCUGUCUCGCCGUCGAUAUACUCUAUUAGCGCUUAUCUUGACGAGACACCUUAUAAAGACAACCGGGUCUACCAUGUGAUUGAUGCUGCAGACUUUCCUAUGUCGCUGGUUGAUGACAUAUACGACGAGCUUUCUCUUCAGGACCAGCGCUCACGGAAUCGGCGAUCAGCAACGGAGAAAUAUAGCCGUGGACGAAAACUACCAACUGUCUCAUUUGUCAUAACGCGUUCUGAUCUCCUAGCGCCCACUAAGGACUUGGUUGAUUCGAAGAUGGAGUACGUCCGGUCCGUUCUUCGUGAGAAAUUGAACCUUUCUUCCGAGGAAUUCCGUCUGGGGAAUGUCCAUAUGAUUAGCUCCCACCGAGGUUGGUGGACAAAGAAAGUCAAAGAGGAGAUUCAGGAACACGGAGGUGGUAUUUGGAUCGUGGGUAAAGCGAACGUUGGCAAGAGCAGCUUUGUGGAGGCCUGUCUUCCGAAAGACUCAAAGAAUCUGGAGAAAAUGGCCGAGCUUGUGGAACGUCGACAGGCGGAAUCUGAGACUACUAAUCAACAGAACCACACAUUCAUCUCUUCAGACGGGCUUCUCCCACCUGCGCCACGAGAGGACCUCUACCCUAUCCUUCCUGUAGUGUCGUCACUACCAGGUACCACUGUGUCACCAAUUAGAAUACCCUUCGGCCGUGGUAAGGGCGAGGUUAUUGACUUACCUGGUCUUGAUCGUGGAGAUCUAGCAGAAUAUGUUCUUGACCAGUACAAGCGUGAUCUCAUCAUGACCAAACGAAUAAAACCUGAACGCUACACCAUUAAACCAGGCCAGUCCUUACUACUUGGAGGCGGCCUCGUUCGGAUUACCCCUCUAGAUCCAGAUGCUAUUGUAAUGGCAGCUUGCUUCGUCCCCAUCGAAGUUCAUCUUACAAAAACUGAAAAGGCUAUUGAAAUGCAAGCCGGGACUCGCCCAUACCCCGGAACCAGCAUUGUCAAAGAAGGCAUCAGUGAGAUCAUUUCCUCCGCAGGAGCCUAUGACCUGAAAUGGGACGUCACUCAAUCACAUCUCCCCACGUCAAUAGAAAAAGCCAUAGAAGAUAAAGGAAUACGACCACCCUCUUUGCCCUACAAAGUGAUGUCAACGGAUAUCUUGAUUGAGGGCUGUGGCUGGAUCGAACUGACGACUCAAAUCCGAGCCAAGUACUUGCAGCAUCAAGACGAACCUACCGCCUCCUUUCCACAGGUGGAAGUCUUCACGCCAAAUGGGCAGCAUAUUGGGUCCCGACGACCCAUUGAAUGCUGGAAAUUCACGGCUAAGAAAUUAACGUCUGACCGGCGAAAGAAUACUUCCCGGGGACGUCAAAACGUCGGACAGAAGAAGCGAACUCAGCAUUCAGCGAAACUUUGAAUGACGACUCAUAAGGAUGGUUUGUGAUACAUCCUGAAGCAUUAUAUCACUACUUUGUAUACUAUAAGCAUAGCGACUGGUGUUGAUAAAUAAAUACCCCUUGUAUUAAAAGUACUUCAUUUAGAUAUAUACUUUUGUGUCAUAGGAUAUGCGUUGUCACAAGAUAGCGGAGAAUGG
This is a messenger RNA of Aspergillus ochraceoroseus IBT 24754, 3138 nucleotides long. RefSeq lists its product as uncharacterized. Gene Ontology annotation, cellular component: mitochondrion. The transcript has 3 exons. The record is from RefSeq and is a predicted model, not a curated record. Bases 136 to 2961 code for a protein of 941 amino acids. NCBI's taxonomy places the organism in Eukaryota, Fungi, Ascomycota, Eurotiomycetes, Eurotiales, Aspergillaceae.